AUGCUCCAGCACCUGCUUGCUUUCCAUGCGCAUGCGUAUGCUUGGCGGUGUCGCCACGUGCCGCUUCCCCUUCCGGCCGGGCGGCGGGAGGCUCCUGGCAACAUGGCAGCGGCGGGCCGGCGGCUCCUCUGGGCGGCAGUGUCUGCGCUGGUCCUGGCCUCGGAAGCGGCGGCCGUCUUAGAGCUGGACGACUCGUUUAAGGAAAACCGUAAAGAUGACAUUUGGCUUGUAGAUUUUUAUGCACCUUGGUGUGGCCAUUGUAAGAAAUUGGAGCCUGUGUGGAAUGAGGUUGGCAUAGAGAUGAAAAACAUGGGAUCUCCAGUAAAAGUUGGAAAGAUGGAUGCAACUUCCUAUUCUAGUAUUGCAUCUGAAUUUGGAGUUCGAGGCUAUCCAACAAUUAAGCUUUUAAAAGGUGACCUGGCAUACAACUAUAGAGGACCUAGGACAAAAGAUGAUAUAAUUGAGUUUGCCAACAGAGUAGCAGGACCUCUUAUCCGGCCACUCCCUAGCCAGCUGAUGUUUGAGCAUGUGCAAAGGAGACAUCGGGUACUUUUUGUGUACGUUGGUGGGGAAUCUCCUUUAAAGGAAAAGUACAUUGAGGUUGCUUCGGAACUAAUUGUUUACACAUACUUUUUUUCUGCUUCAGAAGAUGUGCUACCUGAGUAUGUGACACUGCCUGAACUGCCUGCUGUUGUGGUCUUCAAAGAUGGAAUUUAUUUUGUAUAUGAUGAGUAUGAGGAUGGUGAUCUGUCAUCUUGGAUAAACAGAGAGAGAUUUCAAGGGUAUCUUAAUGUAGAUGGAUUUACUCUAUAUGAACUUGGAGAUACAGGAAAACUUGUGGCUAUUGCAGUUAUUGACGAUAAAAACUCCUCAGUUGAACAUACAAGGCUAAAGUCCAUUAUUCAAGAAGUUGCUAAAGAAUAUAGAGACCAUUUUCAUAGGGACUUCCAAUUUGGCCAUAUGGAUGGAAAUGACUACAUAAAUAGUUUACUAAUGGAUGAAUUGACAAUCCCUACUGUUGUUGUAUUGAACACUUCCAACCAACAGUAUUUUCUGCCAGACAGACCUAUUGAGAGCAUUGAAGACAUGGUCCAGUUCAUUAAUGAUAUCUUGGAUGGUACAGCAGAAGUACAAGGUGGUGAUGGGAUUCUGCAGCGAAUCAAGAGAAUAAUAUAUGAUGCCAAAUCUACUGUAGUAUCUGUAUUCAAGAGUUCACCACUUCUGGGCUGCUUUCUCUUUGGUUUGCCACUGGGUGUCAUCAGCAUCAUGUGUUAUGGAAUCUGUACAGCGGACACAGAUGGAGGGACAGAGGAGACUGUGGCAACUAAAAAAGAAACUGGAGACAGGGAACUCACAGAUGAAGGCAGUGAGGAAGAGCAAGAGGAGGAAAACAAAGAUACAUCUGCAGAACUUUCAGAUGGAGAGCAGAAACAGAAAAAUGUUUUGGAUAAGAAAAAAGACUAAUGUUCCUAGUUUAAAGAAUUCUGUAGAAUUUCCAAAUAGAGACUUAUUUAUUGAAAUUAGUCAUUUGAUGAUGAUUGUCACAGAAGAGGACUUUUGUCUGUAUUAUGCUAGAUUUGACUUGCAUGUAUUCAAAUCUUACCCAUUGUGGGCAAGGCAGAGGGCAGGAUUGAAAUCUCUCUUCAUCUUUUUACAUCUUACCUAAAAGCAGUUAAAAUGGAGAAAUGUACAUGUACUCUAUCUCUCUCUCUUUUUCUCUGAAGGUUAAUAUUCUAACCUAUUUGUUUACAGACAGCAAUCAGGUAAAAAAAAUGUUCUUAUCUUCCGGUCCUUGCACACAUCAUGAACUAUUAAUGAAGUGGCCAACAUGAAGCAGGCUUUUUUUCAUAUGAACCGAAGUAAAAAUUCUCAGGAAAGAUUAUAAUGAACUCUGUAAUUCUUCAAGCUUUAUAUUUCUGCAAACUCAAGAAUGGUUUGGAGCUUUCUCUAAAGGCACUUAGUGUGCAGUACCUAAACUGUUUUAAAGAAAUGCAUUUAUUUUACUACUAAUUUGUUAUGAAUUACAGAAUUGCUUUCUAUUAUGUGCAAUACAGUUACUGGCAUUUUUCUCCAGAAUUUCUAUUUAAUGCAGAACUUAACAGUUCUUUGUUAAAUAGUAAGUCUUUAAAAAGUAAAAUUUAAACAACUAAAAUUUAUUUGAAAGCUAUAUUAUAAAGGGUUUUUUUCUUUUUUUAAAGUGGAAAAUAGUUCUGAUUUCUUUUUUAACAACUUAAACAUUUACCUUUUUUAGAGCAAGUUGUUAUCUAAAUUUCUGAUUGCAGAAGAAACUGAAUGUGGCUCCUUUAUGGAAGAAUAAAUACAAGCAUCUUCAAAUAUCUGCCAUUCUUGCACAGACCAUUAAUAACAGGCUUUUACCAAAUACUUUGCAAAAGCAUGUUUGAAGGAUAUAAGUCUGUCCACAAUAAUCUUAAGUGCAUAUUGCUAUAUUCUUAACAUGAAAAACAAAUUUGUUUGAAUGUGGUUUUAGAUCAGAUGGUUGAUGUUAUUGGUAUUUGCAUUUGAGAGUUUAUGACUACACAUUAUAGUUGAGGAGAUGUUAAUGGAGUACAGCUUUGUUAACAUUCAUAGAAAGAGGGAUAUUUGUCAGUGUAAUACAUUUUCAUUAGUUAUUUAAUCAUAAAAGUUGUUUCUCAUAAAACUCCAUGACAGUGUAAUGGACCAAGUUCUCUCCAGAGUUGAAAUCUCAUGGGAUAAGCCACAAAACAGACUUUGGUUGCAUUGAUAUCAUGGAGAUUACCAUAGCAACUAAACUUAUGCUCCUCAAUACUGAGGGUGCACAAUAUUCAGUUGUACAGUCAGCCAUGAGUUCUUUCUAGUUUUGAUUUUUUUUUCUUUUUAAGGAUGUGUAAUACAGAUAUUAAUGUCCUCUAUAUAAGGCAGCUUAAUCACUCUAAAUAUAUAUACAUGCUGUAGCACCAAGUGAAAUAUUCCUGAUUUAUAAAUAUGGAUAAGCUUAAGUAGAAGAGAUUUUUUGUUGGAAUUAACCUUCCAGUAUAUAUGACUCAAGGUAGGUAUUGCCUCUUCCCUGUUUAAAAAAAAAAAGGUGUUUUGAUUCUUCGGCUUACAUAGUCUAGCCGUGUUUUACAGCAGCUACAGUGCAGAGUGCAGCAAAGUAGCUGUUUGACUUCAAGGAGUUCGUAAUGAAAUGUUUGAAUCCAAGUACAUGAUGAAGGUUAGAAAACUGUUUUCCGAAAGCUCAGAAUCAAAUCUAGACUCUAGCACUAUCACUUUCAUUAGGAAAGACUCUCAUACUGUCUCUGCUUGCAAUGGUUAUCUGCCUGUAGAAAAGGGGAGUUUGAAUGAAUAAUAGCACAAAUACCUGGUAUCAUGGUAUGACCUUUUCUUUUUUUCUUACACCCCUCUCCUCUCCACCUCAGUGUAUUAUCUCGUCAUUUAUAUUUGGGGGGGGGGGGGGAAGGGGCGGUUCUUUGCUUUUUAUUUUACUUUUUUUACUGUUUUAAAUUGUAGAAGAAUUUCCAAUUCAUGUAAUUUUAAUUGGCAUGUAUUUGAAGAAUAAGAUGCGUAGAGAUUAUUUUGUAUUUUGUUUUGAAGUUAUUUAAAACAUGGCUUAGGUGCUGUUAUGUUAUUAGAAAAUGCUCCACUUACUUCCAAGAUUUUUAAACUCACAGUAGCUUUGAUUUUUGGCUCAGCUUGGUGCCAGUAAUCAAAAUGUGAAACUCUGAGCAGUUAGGAUACUUUCUGCAUAAUCUGUAAUUCUGCCUUUUUUCUAUGAGGUUUCAAUUACAGAUAGAUUUUUUAAUUUAAUAUAUUUAUCUACCUUUUUCCCUAGCUGUUCCUCAGUCUGAGAAGUUUUGUAGAUCUAAAAUGAAGAUGGCUACUGGGGCUUCAUUAGUUGCUCUGUCAUUUUUUAACUAUCUUACUUAAAUCCAAGGUGACUUUGAAUUUAAGACAACCCCCAAUAAUUAGAUUAUGUACGUGGAAAACAUACAUAUUCUAUAAUUUCCAUGUAUAGAAUCUAAUUACUAGGGGUCAUCUUGAAACUUGCUCCCCUGCCCCCUCCACUGCUAAAGCAGGGAAAGUGUAGUGGGGAGCAACUAAUAGAGAAGACAAGCGACCAGAUUUACUCCCCAUCAACCCCUCCACCCCAUGAUACCUACAUCUCUGGCCCCUGUGGCCCCAAGACACCAGAGCGGCUGCCCCCACCACUGCUGCAGCAUGACUUGGCAUGGGCUAGAACUACCAUGUGUUCCAUGCCCCAGGCUAGAACAAGGAUGAAGACACAACUUAAAUUAACUGGCCAGGGUGGGGAGGAGACAGAGGUGACUAAUGCAGGUGGCUGCUGCAGCUCCAACUCUGGCCCCAACCCAGGUUUGGGCCUGUAAUUGGAGCCACAGCAGUUGCCAAACCUAGCCCCCUCUUUCCUUCCCUUCUCUCCCCACCACCACCCCACUGCCAUAUACCCAAAUCCAAGAUGACGGGCUCUUCCUUCACCCUCCUCUCCCCCGCCAUGUUGAAUGGGGUGGACUUGUCUUGGAUUCAGGUAAAUACAGUAGUUUGUUUGUUUUUUUUAAAUCCUUUUCUUCCCAGUGUAUUGUUGCAAAGAAUUCAGUUUUAACCACUAUUGCUCAAUGUGAGGUUUUAUUGUUUUAUUUUGUCAUUAUGUUUCUAUAGCUACAAAGAGUAGCCAAACAUCUUGUUGCGAAGUCUUCUAAAGAGAAGUGGGCCUGAAAAUGUAUGCUGUGGUACAGGGCUCAUGAACACCUGUUGUGGAAGUACACUGGCAGAUUUUUUAUCAUUUGACCAUUGAGAACUGAGGAAGACACAUCUGUCAGGGACAUUGUCAAGUCAACCAAAAGCCCUCUAAGCUAUGAAAAUCCAAGUUUUAAGUGCAUUGCUUUUCUCAUCACAUGUUUCUCGUAUUUUUUUGUGCCCAGGAUGAGAAAUAGCUCAGGUAAUCUUUUACCAAAUAUUCCCUUAUAGAUUGAGACGUGGGAAAUUCAGACAGACUUGUGGUGUAAAUCAAAGGAUUUAGUUUUGAUUGUGAUGAAUAUAGAACACUGAGAUGGAGAUGGCUUUCUAUUUUAUCUUGGUUGUGCUCUCUAAAGGCUUCUGAAAGCAACCCUGCUAACUUGAAUUCAUGAAAUAAUGCAGCUUUUUUGGUGUCAAGUGUAAACCUUUGUUUUUCUACAAUAAAAACAUUGACCAGCCUUUGUGCUUUCAUUCUUCAGUCAUGCUGUAUUGCAUUGGUUUGACACAAUAUUUUGAAAGAUGCAGCAUUUCCUAGAACAAUCCUAAUUAUAAACCUAAAAUGUGCUUUAUAAUGUGUAUUUAGUGUACUUGCCAAAAAUGCUGGGUUCAUCCAGUCUGACCCCAGCUUACCCCGUAAUUUUGAAGAUAUUUAUCAUUUAACACUUUGCCUAGCUCCUUUUUCCCUUCAUCAGUAUGAUUUGUAUUUACAAAUGCAGUUUCUGAAAUGAGAACUGCAAUCUAUAAAUAAGCAUUUCAUCAAAACUAUUUUAUUUUUUAAUCACUAGAAACUGAAGUGAUUCUUAUGAUCUCCUCUUGUGAAACUUCUUUUUUACUGUGAAGGAAUGUAAACGUUGUAUUUAUUUGUAUUUCUUUAAUGAUAAUGGUUAUACAUACAGAAUUUCUUAUACUUGUUUAAGGAUGUCAUAAUAGACAUUAGCCACACAGGGAUGCUUGCUCCAUAAAAAAUAUGAAACCAAUAAAAGGGCUGCUAUCUAUAUGUGAAACACAAAAUUGACCCAUUUUUAUACUAAGUAAUGCACACAGUUCUUAUCUUUUUAACAUGCUGUAUUCCAAAGAAAAGCUUGUUGGUUUUACCUGUGUCCUCUGAAAGACCUUUUUUCCUGAUUAUUUAAGUAACACCCUCGAGUCCAAAAAAAGUUUCUAUUUUUCAGCUACCUGUUCUAGUGGAUUUCUGGGUGAAAUGUACGUAGCAUUCUCCCUGUAAAUUGCCCAUCUUUAAAUUACGCUGUUCAUAUGCCACUUGACAAUACUGGCUUUACACACUAGUAUACAAAAAGCAUGAUAGCUUGUCUGUAUUGUUUUAUGGAUGAGUGAAAUCCUUAUUUUUUUUCAAAUGAUUACUGUAUUAAUUAUUCCUUUUUUAAUGUAACGUGUCCUGAAUUAUUUCAUAAAUGGGAAUAACUAUCAGCAGAAAGGUUUUGAAACACGCUUCCAAAGGAAUUGAGUUUAGGGAAGAAAUGUCCUACCUUGCAUGAUGUGGCUGUGUCUGAUAGCAGAGGACUAUCAUUUGGACAGUCCUAUAGGAGGUCCCUUUCCGUUUUAUGACUCUUUGGGUAGUAAAGUUUUAUUAUGACCUGUUGCGAACAAACAUUUAUGUACUGUGCUCAUCAACAUGGUUAACAUUUUAAUGUAUGCAAUUCUGAGGGUGGCUGAUAUGUAUUAUAUUUUCGGCAAAAAUACUACAGUAAGUCAUUAAACCAGUUAUUAAGUGAA
Alligator mississippiensis (American alligator) is the source of this 6465-nucleotide messenger RNA. RefSeq names its product thioredoxin related transmembrane protein 3 (gene TMX3). Gene Ontology annotation, biological process: peptidyl-cysteine oxidation. Gene Ontology annotation, cellular component: endoplasmic reticulum. Gene Ontology annotation, molecular function: protein disulfide isomerase activity. The record is from RefSeq and is a predicted model, not a curated record. The coding region runs from base 1 to 1464 and encodes 487 amino acids. The transcript has 17 exons. NCBI's taxonomy places the organism in Eukaryota, Metazoa, Chordata, Crocodylia, Alligatoridae.